Messenger RNA from Solanum stenotomum, 1748 nucleotides. RefSeq lists its product as uncharacterized. Gene Ontology annotation, cellular component: nucleus. The transcript is spliced from 8 exons. The record is from RefSeq and is a predicted model, not a curated record. Gene Ontology annotation, biological process: rRNA base methylation. NCBI's taxonomy places the organism in Eukaryota, Viridiplantae, Streptophyta, Magnoliopsida, Solanales, Solanaceae. The coding region runs from base 33 to 1508 and encodes 491 amino acids. Gene Ontology annotation, molecular function: 23S rRNA (adenine(1618)-N(6))-methyltransferase activity.
CAGAGAAGGGGGGAUUUUGAGUUUUGGUAGCAAUGGGGAGCAAGAAGAGGAAGAGAGGAGAGAGAGCCACUACCCAUCCUCGUAACAAGUACUCUGAUAACCCGCCAGAUUUCUCCUUAUUGGCCUCUAAAUACUCUACCUUUGCACCUUACGUUUUCUAUUCUGGAGAUGGUCGACCAAGAAUUGAUUGGACCGAUUUCAAUGCCACACGUGAACUCACCAGAGUCUUGCUCCACCAUGAUCAUGGCCUCAAUUGGUGGAUUCCCAAUGGACAGCUCUGCCCCACAGUCCCCAACAGAUCAAAUUAUAUUCAUUGGAUUGAAGAUCUUUUGUCAUCGGACAUCAUUCCUAAAGUUCAAGCUGACAGAGACACUGCUAAAGGUUUUGAUAUAGGAACUGGGACCAAUUGCAUUUACCCUCUUCUUGGUGCAUCUCUUCUGGGUUGGAAGUUUGUUGGCUCUGAUUUUACUGAUGUAGCUUUGGAGUGGGCAGAGAAAAAUGUCAAAAGCAAUCCUCAUAUUUCUGAAUUAAUUGAGAUCAGAAGAGUUAACCUGGAAAACCCAGCAUCUUCCAGUGAGGAGUUGAAUGAUGAACCAGGAGAAUAUGGCCAAUGUACAGACGCAGACUUUGACAAUGGGAAGGCUGUUGUCAUUGGGCCUUCACCUCCUGCUCAUCUCCAAAUGCACUCAGGUAUAGGGAAAGGUUAUGGUGGACCACCUAUACUUGUUGGUGUAGUCAAGGAUGGGGAGAAAUUUGACUUUUGUAUGUGCAACCCUCCAUUUUUUGAGACGAUAGAGGAAGCUGGAUUAAAUCCAAAGACUUCUUGUGGUGGGACUGUGCAGGAGAUGGUUUGUCCCGGGGGAGAGAGUGCUUUUAUCACUCGCAUUAUUGAGGAUAGUGUUCAACUAAGGCAAUCAUUUCGGUGGUACACCUCAAUGGUUGGAAGAAAAACUAACCUAAAGGUACUGAUAUCAAAGCUUUGGGAGGUUGGAGCAACAAUAGUAAAGACAACUGAAUUUGUGCAAGGCCAAACAUGCCGAUGGGGCAUUGCCUGGUCAUUUCUCCCUGCUUCCAAGAAGAUUGUACCAUCUCAAGUGGCUGAAAAGAAUAACAUGUCAUUCAUGCUUGAGGGUCUGCAGCGCCAUCAGAGUGCCUUCGAUGUAUUGCAAUCAGUGGAAUCCUACUUCCGCAAUAUGGGUGCAUCUUCUAAAUUAGACUCUGCCUCAUUUAAAGUUGAUGUAACUUUGUCAGCUGAGCAAUGUAAUUCUAUCCUGAAGACCCAAACACAGAAUGGGACCGACCAGGAUAUAUUGAAAUCUGCAAAUUGUCCCUCUGACAAACUGAAUGACAUGCGUCUCUGUGUUUCUGUCUUCCAGCAGAUACCAGGGACACUUCUGGUGAAAGGAUUAUUGCUCCAGAAAGAGAUCCCUGUACCAGGAGUAUUUUCUGUUAUAUUCCAGCAAUUACAAGAAGUCCUGAAGAGCAAAUUCAGUAAAGGCAUCAGAUGAUGGCUCCUUCUCUAGGUGCAGAAGAUAUCCUGCGUAUGAUCUGCCAAAUUACUAGUGAGAUGAUAGCAGUGUGACUUGUGUGUAUUCUUUGCCUUUUUAAUAACAAGUUAAACUUAUGUAAGGCUAAACAGUUAGGUUGUGUAGGAAAUGUUGUAUAUCUUUCUUUGCUCUCCUGUUUUAUGAUAGAAUUUCUUGUUGUUGAUUUGGGUCAAAGUCACUUCACUGAUAGUACUACUAUUG